Molecule: messenger RNA, 2420 nt
Organism: Xenopus laevis (African clawed frog)
Lineage: Eukaryota; Metazoa; Chordata; Amphibia; Anura; Pipidae
Gene: gcna.L
Product: germ cell nuclear acidic peptidase L homeolog
Exons: 12
Coding region: 52-1842 (596 amino acids)
Biological process (GO): DNA damage response
Cellular component (GO): nucleus
Source: RefSeq, a predicted model, not a curated record
CUCAGUGUUGCUUGUUGCUGUUGUUCAUCAUCUUCAGAACAGUGGAAUAACAUGGCAGCCGAGGGUCGGAGUCUAAUGGAGAGAAUCUCUGCAAGGGUCGGCUGGAGCGGAAAGGCAGUGGGGGAGCAGCAAGCUAAAAAGCUUCUUUGUAAUUCCAAUUUACGAGAUGUGAUGAGCCCAGACCUUGAUGGUGCAUAUAGUCCAUUGCUACAGCCCUGUACCGAGAAAUUGGACCUCUCAACUUCUGACUCAGAAAAUGAUGGCAAACCGAAACAAGCUUCAAAGUUUGGGAUGAAGGAGAUUAAAGAAACAAGUUAUAACAACAAAACUGGAAACAGAAACUUUAAUACUAUUCAAGAAAAGCCAAGAUCUACUGUGGUGAUUUCCGAUUCCAGUGAUGAAGACUUUGAGAACUUUUUAAUAGCACUGAAAACACCCAAACAAGUAGCAAAAAAGGGCAAAACAAAUGGCAGUAUAAAGGAUUUCAUUAUCGAUUCAGAUGAGGAUGAGUUUGAUUCUGUUUUCUCAAAAAACAAAACAGGAUCAAGAGGCAUGAAUGGGCUGCCGAAUUCUACAGUUAAAAUGCCCCCUGCUGCAGACAGAGAUAUGGUGUCUCCCCAAGCCUUUGUAUCUCCAGUGUUUAUAAGUGACAGCGAUGAUGAUGAUUCCAUUGUUAUAAAAAGUACAUGGCACACCAGGAUCAAAGAAAAAAAAGAUGCAAAGUUGGUUAAUGGGAGUAAACCAAAGACUGCCAAGGAGAAGCCAUCACAAGACACAACUAUCAGAGGGUUGGAAAGAAGGGAGCAGGAAGUGAAUUUUUAUACCUCAGAAAGCUCUGAUGAGGAAUUUGAAAGCCUUGUGGAGAGAAUUAAAAAACGAACGAAGGACCAGACACCAUCUUCCACUGCAAGCAAAUCCAUUCGGCCACAGGCUUCUCUAACAGAGCCAACAAAAGUUCCAUGCCUUGAUUUAACGAACAGAAAGGAAAACGGCUCGGGUCGAAAACCAAAAUCACUAAGUAAAAUGCCUCCCAGUCCACAUUUCUCUUCCGACAGAAUUCUAAAAGAAGUCCCUGAUGCAUGUGAAAGACCUCGUUCAGACAGUGUGAAGCUCCCAUGUAAGGUGCCAGACUGUUUCCUUCAAGAUCUUUCUUAUCCCAACUCUGUCUAUGUGAAGAAUUUUAAGCAGAAAAAAGAGGCGCUGACAAGUAGGCUGUAUAGCCUUUAUAAUCAGACUAUUUUUGAUCAGAAGCUUCCUGAGACCAUGGAAAUCAUCUGGAAUAAAAAAAUGAGGAAAACAGCUGGUUAUUGUGUGACGGGGCAAAAGCGCCUCCCUGAGCUGCAGCGGUAUGCCAGGAUUGAGCUAUCUGAGAAAGUGUGUGAUUCUGCAGAUCGACUGAGAGAUACAUUAAUCCAUGAGAUCUGCCAUGCAGCAACUUGGCUGAUAAACGGAGUGAGAGACGGCCAUGGUCAGUUCUGGAGGUUUUAUGCCAAAAAAGCCACAGUUGUCCACCCGGAGCUGCCAAUGGUCACACGCUGCCAUACGUAUGAGAUAAAUUACAAGUACACAUAUGAGUGCUCGCGAUGCAAAAACACAAUUGGGCGCCACUCCAAGUCUCUGGAUACAGAAAGGUUUGUUUGUGCCCUGUGUAAAGGAAAACUGGUUUUGUUAUCAUCAACACGAAAAGAUGGUUCUCCAGCCGGCGGGCAGCUUACCCCAUUUGCAAAAUACGUCAAGGAAAAUUAUGGCUCUACAAAGAAAGGGAUGACUGGAAUGAGCCAUGCAGAAGUCAUGAGGAAACUUAGUGCCGAUUUUUCAUCAAAGACUAAAAUUAGUAGUUGAGCCAAAAGCAGUAGCAUUUUACCCAAAAAUGUGAACUUUUGUUUUAAUAUGUAUGAUGUUGCAUUUAUCAUUAUCCAUCUGUAAUGAACUGUACAUUGAGAAAUAUGUUUAGUGCACUUCUAAAGACCGUUGGUCGUCGUUCUGGAGUGUAUGUUUACAGAAACAUAUGCAGAGUAGUUCCCUUACAGUUAUUUGGUUAUCCUACAACAUUUUGCUCCUGAAAUGUAUGACAAACCCAGGGAAAUCUACCCAUAUUAAAUUGCCCUGUCAUACCAGGUUUCUGUCUUGCCCACAUCUUGUGGAGGCUGUGCCAGGAGGAAAAGCAUUUGGAGCUUGAAGAGUCCCUUAGAAAGUUGAAGACUUGUUUCAUUUCUGAAACAUGUAAAUAUCCUGCACCAUAGCAUUAUGGCUCUGACAUACAUCUGAAACACUGAAUGGGAAGUACCCUACUUAAUGAUGUACCAUAUUUGAAUUGGCACUUGACAUGUGUUUGAGCGGUGGUGUCAAUUCUCUGGCAGCUUUCAAGUCAAUUCUGUUUUUGUUUAGUUUUGUCAUUAAAAUAAAGAAUAUUAACCGUA